AGAGAGAGAGAGAGGCUGCACGUGCGUCACACAGCGCGAGCUCCAGAGCCCAGCCAAAGACAGCAGACAAACGCACCGGCCACCGCACUUCAUUCCCAGUUAGCUCCGCCCUUCUUCCCGUAGCUCUUCCCGUGCGCCUUUUUGUUGUUGUUGUUGUUGGUGUUGGUUUUUAUCGCUCGUAGUAGCCAAAGUGCUGGAAAGGGCGUGAUUCUCGACAUGCUCGCGCUCGGAGCUUAGCGGCAUCAAAGCACAGCGAGUAGCGCACGAGGCGAGGAAUGCCAUCUGAGCAUCAAUGUUUCACUGGGGCAAGUGGAAGAAGAGGAUGGGCGCCAACAGCUCCUCCAAGAGACCGGUCUUCGACGAGAAAGAGGAUGUGAAUUUUGAUCACUUCCAGAUUCUCCGAGCCAUUGGCAAGGGCAGUUUUGGGAAGGUGUGUAUCGUGCAGAAGCGGGACACGGAGAAGAUGUAUGCCAUGAAGUACAUGAACAAACAGCAGUGCAUAGAGCGAGAUGAGGUCCGAAACGUCUUUAGAGAGCUAGAGAUCCUACAGGACAUUGAACAUGUUUUUUUAGUCAACCUCUGGUACUCGUUCCAGGAUGAGGAGGACAUGUUUAUGGUAGUAGAUCUGCUGCUGGGAGGAGACCUGCGCUACCACUUACAGCAAAACGUCCAGUUCACAGAGGAGGCAGUCAAAGUCUACCUAUGUGAGAUGACUUUGGCACUGGACUACCUGCAAAGCCAGCACAUCAUACACAGGGAUAUCAAACCAGAUAAUAUUCUGCUGGAUGAACAAGGUCAUGCUCACCUGACCGAUUUCAACAUUGCUACAAUUAUCAAAGAUGGAGAGAGAGCCACAGCUUUAGCUGGAACCAAGCCAUAUAUGGCUCCUGAGAUUUUCCAGUCAUUUGUGAGUGGAGGGACUGGCUAUGCGUUUGAAGUGGACUGGUGGUCUCUAGGGGUGACAAUUUUUGAGGUCCUGCGUAGCUGGAGACCAUAUGACAUCCAUGCCAGUAACUCAGUGGAGUCUCUGUUGCAGCUCUUCAGCACAGUCAGUGUGCAGUACUGCUCCUCCUGGCACAAAGACCUUGUCUCCCUGCUGCGCAAGCUGUUAACUGUAAACCCAGAGCACCGAUUCUCUAGUCUGGCUCACAUGCAGACAGCCCCCUACCUCUCAGACGUCAACUGGGACGCUGUUUACGAGAAGAAGAUGGAGGCUGGAUUUGUUCCCAAUAAAGGUCGUCUGCAUUGUGACCCUACCUUUGAGCUGGAAGAGAUGAUUUUAGAAUCUCGCCCGCUACAUAAAAAGAAAAAGCGGCUGGCCAAGAACAGAUCCAGAGACAACAGCAAGGAUUCCCAGUCUGAGAACGACUAUCUACAGGAGUGCCUUGAAGUCGUGCAGCAAGAGUUCAUGAUCUUCAACCGGGAAAAGUUGAAGAGGAGACAGGAGGAAGGCUGCAUGGGGGGAGAGGGGGAAGGAGCAGAGGGAGAGGGAGAAGGAGAAGGAGACCCUGACAGAGAGGGGGAGGAGGCAGAGGGAGGUACGGAGGACGAAGAAACUGAGGCCGAACCCGAGACCUCCAAGCUGAGCAUGUGCGGCUCAGUCUGCUCAUCCGCAGGCAGCUCCUAGCGCCUCCCGCUGGUCUCUCAGUGCGCUCACCAUGCCUAUAAAGCCCUCAGCGUGGCCCUCUGACUGCUAGCACGGAGAGACGGCCGCAUUAGAGCCCAAAAUGGCUCCUUCCCAGUAGCAUUUACCACAGUACAGUUUGGGUUAUGCCUGUACGAGCAGCAACACGGCCUCUACUUUCUCUCUGUCCCUUUCUACAUGGCCCCUAGAGUAAGCUCUAACUUCUAUGCAACAUAACUGUACAGCAUGAUGUAAAGUAGACAUUUUAGAGGUAACAAACCGCACAGAUGCUGCCUGAGAAACGCAUGAUGACACCCAGAGCAAUAGGACUCUGUAGGAGUGUUCACAUGACAAGGGCAGCAGAACGAGGAUGAGCAAAUGCUGUUUUCUGUGGAGAGAGCAGUUAAUUAUUGAAUAGGUGAAAGCUCUCUGAACUUUAGACUAGCUUUGUUUGCUCUUUCAGCUCUGAAAGCAGGUCGCCACUUACUAAUGGUUUAGCUUUCAGUUCAUUUCUAUAGAGGCAACAGUCUUUAAACAGGUAGAAGGACAAACUGCUUGGCACCUGAAAAGAGUCGAGUAAGGGAAAUCUGUCGCGUCUCUAAUGUUGGAAAAAUGGUCCAUGCUUUGUCGCAAGCAAGUCCUAUUCUUGUUGCAAAUAAAUAUAUCAAAGGAGUCGAACCUCAUUGCUUGGGAGUCACUUUCUUAACCUUGAGUCAGUAUCUGUUGUGGUGUUAAUGUGAAUGACUUGUUUUUGUAACUCUUGUCUUUAUGAGCUAGCUGCUUCUGACCAGGACUCUGUUCACUGGUGACCUGUUGCCAAGUCAGUUUGUGUUUCUCCCUCUGACUGUUAGAGUUUAUUAAGAUGUUUGUUUCUGGAGGGCUCGGUGUUCAGCUGUAGAGAGUGCGUCAGUGUAGAUGACACCACAGUGUGCUUUCAGUAUGUACUCUAGUUCCCUUCCAUUCCUGCUGCUUAUGAACUACUCAUAUUCCCUCCACCAGGGGAGUAAGCUUAAUUUACCUCUAUAGGAAUCCAUUUUAUUAUCACAUUUGAUUAAGGUAAUUGACGAUACUCUUGACAAUAAGCGUGUAGUGUGAAAUUUGGGGACUGUGUUCUGCGUUGAUGUGGCUUAAGCACUCCCCCUAGUGGACAAGAUGGGGCUUUUCUUUAGAGUAGAGUUGUUUCUGUACUUUAUGAAUAUGAUAGUGGUUGUUUUAAGGUGGUGCCAUCUAUCUCAGUUGUGACAUGUGAGAACAUGUAGCAUUCUCCACCUUAAAUUGUCAUUGUCUAAUUCUGUAAAACAUGUACAUAGCUAAAAGCAGAACCUUUUCUCCACAGUUUUAUGUGGGUGCGCUUACCUAACCUAAAAAAAAGUAUGAACGAAAACAGAUGGAAAAUAUAGUGAUAUAACAAAAGGCCGCUGUAUGAAGCUAUGCCUUCAUACAGUGACGUUUAACUUCUAUUUCCAAGUGUGCAGGCACAACUUGUAGGCAAAAACGCCAAAGCUUUUGUACCAUUUGCAUAGCCAUUUCUAAAUAAAAUGAGUGCCUGUGUGUGUUUGUAUUCGUCUGGUUAAUAUGUGUGUUUGCAUAUGUGUGUGUGUGUGUGUGUCUGUCUGUCUGUCUGUCUGUCUGUCUGUGCGUGUGUAUGCGUGUGUGUAUUUGUCUAGUUAAUGUGCGUGUGGGUGUGGGAGAGUGUGUAAGUAGUGCAUAGGACCAAUGUAACAUUUGUAAACAAGCAUUUAUUGUAGUAAGUGAAAACAUGGAAUGUUUCUGGAAUUAAACAUACUAUAAGCAUCAAGUGAAUAUGAAUGGAAAAAAAGCACUGUAAUUUGUUAAAGAAAUUACUAUACUGAGGCCAUAGCGUACUAAAUAAACAUCAGAAUUUUUGCAUGUACCACUAUUUGCAAUGGAAUCUUGCGGAAGGGCAUAAGGUCAUAGCUGUGUCUCUUUGUCCGACGCCUUUGCCACUAAAGUGAAAACUUACUGUUAAUCAUCGGGACAAUGACGGCGCUUCUGCCAGUGGCAUCACUGCUCUGUUUUCCAUACUUUAGGACUGCUUUAUCAAUUGAAGAUGUUUGACUGUACAAAGCAAAGCAUUGUCUCCAAAUAAAUGUGGAUGGCAUGAUAUGUAUGAAUAGAUUCUAUUUAACUUUUGGCAUCCCAUAGAUUGUUUUGAUGAUUCUGAAAAUAUUAAUAAAAUGUUUAAGUGCA
Pygocentrus nattereri (red-bellied piranha) is the source of this 3835-nucleotide messenger RNA. RefSeq names its product serine/threonine-protein kinase 32C. The transcript is spliced from 12 exons. The coding region runs from base 293 to 1627 and encodes 444 amino acids. Gene Ontology annotation, biological process: protein phosphorylation; regulation of signal transduction; G protein-coupled receptor signaling pathway. Gene Ontology annotation, molecular function: G protein-coupled receptor binding; ATP binding; G protein-coupled receptor kinase activity. NCBI's taxonomy places the organism in Eukaryota, Metazoa, Chordata, Actinopteri, Characiformes, Serrasalmidae. The record is from RefSeq and is a predicted model, not a curated record.